UUCUAAUGUUGAUCGCGAGAAAUAUACUGAUGUAUUCGUACUUCUUCCACUCUCAACGCUAUAUUCAAAUAAUCGAACCCGCUUAGCGCGUGUCGCGCGCGUAAAUAAUCGAUUCCUCGCGAUGAUGACUAGAAUCGCCAUGUGUCUAGUGACACAAACAAGCUGGUAGCACUGUCACGUCCACUGUCGGCGUGUUAAUCGGAUGUGAAUUCUAGGCGACGAUAUGAUCGCAAGUGACGGGUGUGAUAACACGCGUCACGUUAUCAUGAGUGUCGCAAUUUAAAGUUCAGUCUAAAAAUUUUUUUCUCCGUUUUUUUUUUAUGUAUUUUCGAAAAUCACGAGUGCGAGUGAGUGACACGUAAAAAGAAGAGAACGAGGAGAGAGCGAACGCCGCGGAAGCGCCGUGGGUUGCGCGCGACAAUGAGUCUCAACUUAACCAAGUUCUUCUCGAAGAAGAGGAGUGGCCCUCCAGUCGACAAUGUGGCCACGGAAAUCGGGCUGCCGACCAACGUCUCGCAUCAGUUCCACGUGAGCAAGAACGCCGAGACCGGCCAGCUGGAGGGUCUGCCGGACUCGUGGAUGCGUCUGCUCAACACGCAAAUCUCCAAGUCGGAGCAGAACGAGCAUCCGGACGCCGCGCUCCACGCGAUCAAAUUUUACAAUUACUCGAUCAAACGGAAACCACAGGACCAGGAAGUCUUCAAGCCGUUUGUCACGCAGGAUUUGAUCGAGGAAGAAUCGCAGGAGAUCGAUAACAUCCUGACAACAAAGAAGUAUCGUUCGGUUAGCUCCGACGACGACGUUCUCACUGCUCGAAAUUCGACAGACAUCCAUCAGGUGCAGAGGUUACCCGAGCUUCCUCCGAAGAAGUCACCCAAACCGCCCCCGAAACCGGCACCGCGCAAAUGCAACGACCGAGUGGAGAAGACUCUCACCGAGAUACUGGAGGAUCUGAACUUGAGCGAGUAUCAGGAUUACGAAACCCCGUCACCGGACACGGAGGAGGACGUGACGUUGAACAGAUUCGAAGAGAGUCCGAUCCUGCGACGAAAGACCGAGUGUACUAGCGGAAGACUCAAUGAUGAACAAGUGUACGAGGAACUCAGAACCAUUUGUCAACGAGGUGAUCCUCAUCUGCGCUUCGAGAAGACCAAGGAAGUGGGCGCAGGUGCUUCAGGAAUUGUGUUCAUCGCUACCGAUCUCCAGUAUAGUCAGAAAGUAGCCAUAAAGGACAUUGAUCUGUCAAAGCAGCCAAAGAAGGAACUGAUAUUAACAGAGAUCAAAGUCCUCAAGAAGUUUCAACAUCCGAACCUGGUGAAUUUUCUCGACGCUUACCUCGUAGACGAGCAUCUCUGGGUCGUAAUGGAGCUGCUCGAGGGCGGACCGCUCACAGACGUGGUCACCGAGACCGUGAUGAAGGAAGUACAGAUCGCGGCUGUUUGCAGAGAGGUCUUGAAAGCAAUAAACUUCCUGCACAGCAGAGGCAUUAUCCACAGAGACAUUAAGUCGGACAAUGUGUUGUUAGGGAUGAACGGUGCGGUGAAGGUCACAGACUUUGGUUUUUGUGCCAACAUCGACGGUGAUGAGAAACGUCAGACCAUGGUCGGCACUCCGUACUGGAUGGCACCAGAGGUGGUAACGAGGAAGCAGUACGGCAAGAAAGUGGACAUCUGGUCGUUGGGAGUGAUGGCUAUCGAGAUGAUCGAAGGGGAGCCGCCUUACAUGAAGGAGACUCCACUGAGAGCUCUAUACUUAAUCGCCGCAAUUGGCAAACCUUCCAUUCCUAGAUGGGACAGCCUCAGUCCUACGUUCCAAAAUUUUCUCGAGCGAUGCCUCACUGUGGAGGUCGACGAGAGAGCGACAGCCGAGGAAUUACUGUCUCAUCCGUUCCUAGAAAAUUGCGCGGAACUAACGACACUCACGCCGUUGAUUCGUGCAGCGCAGAGAAUUCUUCAAAAGGCGUUCCAGUAGAUUUCUUACAAAUUCCGAAUAAUGUCUGUAUUGUUUCGUUGCUGCAUGUUCUGAAAAAAGUAUUUCGUAAGCUGAAAGGCUACAAAAGAAGUAUUUCUCAUAUUGUAUUGUGUUGUGUCUGAUUGUAUUUUGUUUUAAGUUUCCCUGACUGCCCGAGAGAUAAGUUUUAUUGUCUUUUACUAGUGGAUUAAUAAUGCGAUGUAACAAUGUAAACACACAUAGCACUUGAUACAGUCAUUUCAUCACUUGUGCUACUUAAUUAAUAUCAAUUGUUAUUAAAUUACAUCCAAAACAAGUAUCAUUUGUAAAUGUGCUUGUUUAGAUUUUUUCUAAUUUACGACAAAAUAAACCGUCUGUGCAAUAUUAUUAAGAAUAAUUUUUAAGACAAUGAAAAACAUGAGAAAAUACAGUUUUGUAAAAUUAUUAAAACGCGCGCGCACAUAUAAACACAUUUGUAUCUAAAUAUAUAGUUUUGUAGAAAAAAAAUUUUACACGCUUCUACUUUGAUAAAAUAUACAUCUUUUUGAGAAAACUUUUGUAAGAGAGCGUGACAUUGCUCAAAGAAAGAAAAGUAUCAUAUGUAUAUUCAUAUAGUUAUUUUAUAUACAAAAAUAAUGUAAAUAGACAUUCAAUCAUGUUUAUAAUAUAAAGAAUAGAAAUACAUAUAUACACACGAUAUGAUUGCAUUAUUCUAAAGGAUGAAUAUUUCUAGAUAUUUUAAGAUGAUUUUAUAAACAGUAACAUCAAGUCAUAAUCACGACUGUGAUAAGUGAAAGUUAAGUUAUACUCUAUUAUUUUCUAUACUUUAAUGUGCUCUAUACUUUAAUGUGCUCUAUUUGUGUGUCGAAUAUGUUAUAUUAUACCAUUAUCGUGUAUCGAGAAUAUUAAAAUGCAACAGUAAUAUAAACAAUUGUUAUCUGUCUAUACAAACAGUGUAAAUACAGAUAACAAGAUAGCGUUAUGUGUUUAAAUGCGCAUGCAGUAUGAAUCCAAACAGUAUUGCGAUUAUUUGCGCGCGAUUUUUGAAUAAAAAAAGAAAAAAAUAAAUAACUAUUGUGUUAUUUCCAUUUUAUCGAUUUUUGUAAGAUGUGUUUAGUUCUACGUAAAAAUAAUAAAAAAGUAAAAUUAACGAAAACAUAAAAUUCCAGUAACACGUUAUAAAAUAAUCUAACAUUCAUGUGCCUUAUCGACUAAAUAGGUAUGUCUCUAACUAUAUAAUGACUGACAAAAAUAUUGCUAUCAACGAUCACAAAAAAAAAAAAAAAAAAAAAAGGAUUUUG
This is a messenger RNA of Pseudomyrmex gracilis, 3251 nucleotides long. RefSeq names its product serine/threonine-protein kinase PAK 1 (gene Pak3). Gene Ontology annotation, biological process: protein phosphorylation; regulation of MAPK cascade; regulation of axonogenesis. Bases 421 to 1971 code for a protein of 516 amino acids. Lineage: Eukaryota; Metazoa; Arthropoda; Insecta; Hymenoptera; Formicidae. The record is from RefSeq and is a predicted model, not a curated record. Gene Ontology annotation, cellular component: cytoplasm. The transcript has a single exon. Gene Ontology annotation, molecular function: ATP binding; protein serine/threonine kinase activity.